AUGGACUCUUUUUCCCUACACUCUCCCAGGUUUGUUAACCUGUUAGCCUCACAGAGCAGUCCACCACUAGACGUAGACUCUGCUGAGGCACCUGUUACCUCUCCCGGGUUAGUUAAACCAGUGGAAAGGAGAAAGUGGUCAACCAAAGAAAACAUUGUGUUGAUCAGUGCUUGGUUGAACACCAGCAAGGAUCCCAUUGUCAGUAAUGAACAGAAGUUAGGAUCCUUUUGGAAGAGAAUAGGGGAGUAUUUCAAUUCGAGUCAUCACCUCGUUGGCUCCCUUCCAAGACACUGGAGUCAAUGUAAGCAUAGGUGGGGAAGGGUGAAUGCGGAGGUCUGCAAGUUUGUGGGAUGCCAUGAAAGUGCGUUGAAGGAGCAAUCGAGUGGCCAAACAGAGAAUGAUGUCAUGAAGGCUGCACAUGACAUCUUCUUCAAUGACUAUAAUGUCAAGUUCACUCUUGAACAUUGCUGGAGGGAACUUCGGUUCGAUCAGAAAUGGAGAUCACGCUCUCAGCCGAAGGAGAAAAGUAAGGAAGGUGGUCCGCAAGUGGUGGCUGGCGAGGAAGAGGUUAGGCCUCCGGGUGUUAAAGCUAGCAAAGCUGCCAAACGCAAGAAGCCAAACGAAGCAGCUUUUGAUCGAAUACAAACCAUCCUAGCUCAGAAAAACACCUUAUCCAAACAAAAGAUCCUAGAUCGCCUCUUAGCCAAAAACAUAGACACACUUUCUGAUCAUGAAGUGGCUCUUAAGAAUAAGCUAAUCUCUGAAAUGCUUUGA
This is a messenger RNA of Brassica napus (rape), 774 nucleotides long. RefSeq names its product glutathione S-transferase T3-like. Lineage: Eukaryota; Viridiplantae; Streptophyta; Magnoliopsida; Brassicales; Brassicaceae. The record is from RefSeq and is a predicted model, not a curated record. The coding region runs from base 1 to 774 and encodes 257 amino acids. The transcript has a single exon.